CGGGCCUGCCAGCCGCGCCGGCCGCCGCGGUCCCCGCGCACCGGUGUCCCCGCGCUCCAGCGUGCGCUCCGUGCGGCCGCCCACCAUGUCCGGGCACUUUCUCCUCGCGCCCAUCCCCGAGUCCUCCUCCGACUACCUCUUGCCCAAGGACAUCAAACUGGCCGUGCUGGGCGCCGGCCGCGUGGGCAAGAGCGCUAUGAUCGUGCGCUUCCUGACCAAGAGAUUCAUCGGCGAUUAUGAGCCGAAUACAGGCAAGUUGUACUCGCGGCUUGUGUACGUGGAGGGAGACCAGGUCUCCCUGCAGAUCCAGGACACCCCCGGGGGCAUCCAGGUCCAGGACAGCCUCAUGCAGGCGGGUGACCCCUUGUCCAAGUGCGUGCAGUGGGCAGAGGGCUUCCUGUUGGUCUAUUCCAUCACGGACUACGACAGCUACCUAGCCAUCCGCCCCCUGCACCAGCACAUCCGAAAGGUCCACCCUGACUCCAGAGCCCCCAUCGUCAUCGUGGGCAACAAGGGGGACCUGCUGCAUGCCCGGCAGGUACAGACCCGAGAGGGUGUCCAGCUGGCCAACGAGCUGGGCAGCCUGUUCCUGGAAGUUUCCACCAGCGAGAACUACGAAGAUGUGUGUGAUGCAUUCCGGCAUCUAUGCAGAGAAGUAAGCAAGCUGCACAACCUGGGGUCAGAGAGGAGGAGAGCGUCCGUCGUCCCGCGGCCGCGCUCUCCCAACAUGCAGGAUCUCAAGAGGCGCUUCAAGCAGGCUCUGUCCUCCAAGGCCAAGGCCCCCUCUGCCCCCGCUCUGGGGUAGACACAGCACCACGGCUGCUUGACUCAUCUCCUUUUAACCCAUGCAUUCAUGCUACUGAGAAGACUGUGGGGGGUGGGUCCCCCUUUUUAAUCAGACACUCAGAGUUUAUUUUUAUACAGACUGUUGGUUUUCAAGUGUAUAUGUAUUUCUGAAGAUUCAAACGGUGAUUGUCUAGAAGUUGUAUAAAGAUUGUUGUUGUUUUUUUUUUUUUAAUAAAAGGUUUUUAAAAAACUAA
Molecule: messenger RNA, 1040 nt
Organism: Bubalus bubalis (water buffalo)
Lineage: Eukaryota; Metazoa; Chordata; Mammalia; Artiodactyla; Bovidae
Gene: RASL11A
Product: RAS like family 11 member A
Exons: 4
Coding region: 86-805 (239 amino acids)
Molecular function (GO): GTP binding; GTPase activity
Source: RefSeq, a predicted model, not a curated record